AUGGGUGCCCUUUUUAGGUUGCCCGAUGAGGAGCUCCUUGCGCCGGUGCUCGAGAGCUUUCCCGGCCGAGGGCACCAGAUCCGGUCGCUGGCGACACUCGUCCAUCCUUGUGCCGCGCCUUGUCGCAAUCUCGUCCUCCAUGGCACCGAAGCCACGGGCAAGUCGACCAUCACGAAGCGGCUGCUCGCGAACCUAGCUGACGCGUACCGUUCCGCCGACCUGCACGGCCGAGGACUUCAGUAUGCCAUCGUAAACGCGGCACAGUGCAUCACGACAAGACACUUGUUCGAGACCAUUGUAGGAUCGCUAGCAGACACACUGAAGUUGGAUGGCCAAGCGGAACCAGGCAAGACGUCUCCUUCGAUUUCCACCACGGCACUCGGGAGACAGAGGCGCUGCGAGACAAUGGCGCAGCUGUCUGUAAUCAUGAGUACCAUGCUUCAAGAGCUGGCCAGGGAUCCAACAUGGAGGUUCAUAUUGGUUUUGGAUGCCAUAGACAGGCAAAGGGAUGCGCCACCCACAUUGAUACCCGCCUUGGCUCGUCUGUCAGAGAUUAUCCCCAGCCUCACCACGGUCUUCAUCGUUACGGCACCGCCUGCAGGCUUCCUCCGAACACCCGCAUCUGCAAUUCUUCACUUCCCCCCGUACACAAAAUCCGAGUUUGUCCGUAUCCUCUCUCUCUCUCCGCCACCUGCGAUAUCCGGCGCGACGCAACUCGAGACGACUGACCUCUGGACCCGAUUUUGCGCCGCCGUUCACGAUGCGUUUGUGCGGUCUGCUUCUCGUACUCUGCCGUCCUUCCGCCACAGCUGCCGCGCUCUAUGGCCGCGGUUCACCGCUCCUGUAACAGCUGGAACCUACUCACCGAGAGAAUUCUCCAAGCUUCUGGUAGCAGCACGGGUUCAUUUCCAAGACGAGUCCCUCCUGGAUCCAGGCAUCCUCUCAGCCCGCCCCGAACUGCCGCCGGCUGCAGCGACCGUAACAACAAGGCCUACCGUGGUCCCUUCGAGACCCCAUGCAAAUGCCACCACUUCGGCCUCGGACCUGACCGCUUUGCUGCCCAUUGCAGCACGUCUGAUCCUCUUGGCCGCCUACCUCGCCUCGCACAACGCUACACGACACGAUCUCACGCUGUUCUCAACCCAUCAUCACAGUCGUAAACGGCGUCGAGGUGGCGGCCUGGCCGCUAGUCGUGGGACCCCCCGCUCCAAACACCGAAGGAUUGCACGAAAACUGCUCGGCGCACAUGCGUUUGUUCUAGAACGCAUGAUGGCAAUCUUUGAAGUUGUUCGAAGCGAAUGGUCUCCUGACGGGACUUGUGCUGGAAACCCCGGCUUGGAUGGCGACAUUGGAAUGGCUCUUGCUACGCUAGCCAGCCUCCGCUUGUUAGUCAAAGUUGGCGCGGGAGACAUGAUGGAUAGAUCUGGAAAAUGGAGAAUAAACAUUAGUUGGGAGUCUAUCAGGGGCAUCGGGAGGAGCGUUGGCGUCGAAGUGGAGGAGUGGCUCAUUGAAUAG
Molecule: messenger RNA, 1515 nt
Organism: Metarhizium album ARSEF 1941
Lineage: Eukaryota; Fungi; Ascomycota; Sordariomycetes; Hypocreales; Clavicipitaceae
Product: origin recognition complex subunit Orc5
Exons: 3
Coding region: 1-1515 (504 amino acids)
Biological process (GO): DNA replication initiation; DNA replication
Cellular component (GO): nuclear origin of replication recognition complex; nucleus
Molecular function (GO): DNA replication origin binding
Source: RefSeq, a predicted model, not a curated record